Molecule: messenger RNA, 1980 nt
Organism: Volvox carteri f. nagariensis
Lineage: Eukaryota; Viridiplantae; Chlorophyta; Chlorophyceae; Chlamydomonadales; Volvocaceae
Exons: 10
Coding region: 1-1980 (659 amino acids)
Source: RefSeq, a predicted model, not a curated record
AUGGAGGGCCGAGUUGAGGCUCAAGCUCUGUCGCCGCCGUCGGCGCAUUUGCCUUCUCGCAAGUUUGAACGAGCCGAGCAGCCCAACGCAAGCCUUCUUCCCAUUGAUGCCAAACUUCUGCGGGAGUUCUGGACAUUAAAAGAAGUGAAUUGUCUGCCCGCUGCGUCGGUCCCAAAGGACGACGUUGAUUACGCUGUGGUCCACGGAGGUUGCUAUUGGGGUCCGGCGAGACGGCAUCCUUCUCGCCUGGGUCGCAGCUUCAGCGCACAGGAGUUUAACACCAAUCUACUUGAGCGAUGCGUGGCCUUCGGUUUGGAGAUCCACGAUUGGCGCCUCGAGGCAGCGCCUGCCGCAUUCCGGCGCCGUCGACCCCUAACACAGCUUCUCUGCAGCAGUUUCGGCUGUGGUGGAAGUGGCGGUGGCGGGUGUCUCGAGGCGGGGGCCUCUGCCGCCGCCGCCGCAACCUGCGAGUGCAAGCAGCACGGCGGCGGGCGACUGGAGGCGAUGGACCGCCGUGUUCACGGGGGCCGUUUGCUGCGAAGCCUGUCGAAGGAAUACACCCACGUGCUGCCGGAGGUGCUGUCUUUGUUGACCGUUCCCGCCGCCUCCGCCUCCUCCUCUUCGGUUGGGUUUCCCCCAACAGCGUCUCCCGACCGCCACCAACUGUUGGGCAACUUGGACUUGCAGCAAGAAGAAGAGGAGGGCGAGGAGGAGGAGCAGGAGGAGGAGAACAACAACAACAACAGUGCCGCAGCGGCUGCCGACCUGCAAGACCACCACCACUACCACCACCACUACCAGCAACAAGGGCAACAGGGGGGCACCAGCAUUCCGGCAACAGGGCGUGCGGGAGGAGGCGAUGGCAGCAGCGGCGGCAGAUGCGAUGUGGCGGCCCCCUGUUUGGGGAGCCUGGGCCGCUUGUCCUCCCUGGACUCGGCCGCCCUGCACCUCCUGGAUAGGGCCCUGAGCGGCUCUAGUUACACAACCAUAACAACCACCACCAUCAGGGGCUCCCAGCCGGGGGGAAUCAGCAACCAGCAGCAGGAGCCCCCGCAGCAGGAGCAGCAGCCCCUUGCACCAGCGCCGCCGCCGCCGUCACAUGGGUCGUCGUUCUCGAGAUGCAACUCCUCGCUGUUUGAGUUUGCGGAGGAGCAGGCGUCGCUGGCGGCGGCGGCGGCGGCGCAGCACUCGAGCAUUGCGGGCCGGUACUUUGGCGGCGGCGGCAGCUUCCGCUACAAUCACCACUGCCAUCAACUUGUCGAUCAGCCCCCACAGGGCGCCGAGUACCUAUUGGCGCUACCGGGCGCCAACAGCUCAGCAUGGGCGGCGGCAACAUCGGCAGAAGAACUCAGAAGCGGCGACGGUCACGCGGUGGUUGCGGCAGUAGCAGCUGGCGGCGGCGGUGCUUGUGCUGCCGCCGCUGCGGCGGUAGCUGCGAGGGCGAGUAUCUUCCAGUCCUCCGUCAACCCCUGCUCCCAGAGCUCCGCCGCCAUCCCGCACCCGCCGCCGUCAGCCGUCAGCCAGGCCGCGUUGCUAGGAGCUGGGAGUACGAGGGGGUCCGGUAGUGCGCCGGCUGUGGCGGCUGGCGGCGCUGUUUGGCACGCAGACAAGGGUUACUCCUCCUUGCCGUUGCCGCUUCGGUCAUCAUCGCGAUUGUUUCCACUGGCAGGAGGUGGUGUUGGUGGCGGCGACGGCCUAGGGAAAUAUUUAGGGGUUGAUCGCCAUCCGUCAGGGGAUAGUGGCAAUGAUGGUGGUAAUUGCGGUGGCGGGAGCGCUACAGCUCCAUCUGCCCGCAAUCUGGGGGGCAAUCUGGGGGGCAAUCCGCUGCUGGCGGCUCCCGACAUGCGGCUGUUCCCCUUCAGUAGCCCAGAAGAGUUUUACAUGGCGGCCGCGGUGUUGUUGGAGGCUCGUCUGCCCGGGGGGUUCGAGUCGGGUGGGGAGCCGGGGGGGGAAAGCCCCCCGGUGAAGGAGGUGAAGUGA